GUGCCUGCAUGUUGAUGAUCUGGGCCCGCUGCCGACGCUACUGGGAGCCUAGCGGUCCCGCUGCGGUUUGGGCUGGGGUGGCAUCUCUCUUACACCGCCACCCCUCGUCCCUAGGUCCCCAUCCUCCGAGGACCGCCCUCGACCUUUACCCUCACCCAUUUCCCCCUCCUCCCCGCACCAGGGUCCCCGUAUCUGAGUAUCUGCACUCGUGCCGCCCCCCGCGUCUCUCCCCUCCCGCCGCAAACCCCGCGACCUCCAGCAGCCCGCCCCCGUGGGCCCGAUCCCGCCCCGCGGCUCCCGCCGCAGCCUCCUCCGCCUUCCCGCUCUCCCAGGGCUCGCGCCACUACACCCCCCGGCCGUCCGCGCGCGGGCUUCCCUGUUCCCUCCUCCUCCCGCCCCCUCGGAGCCCCCUCCCCCGCCCUGGCCAGCAGACAUGCAGGUGUCUAUCGCUUGUACCGAGCAGAACCUUCGCAGCCGGAGCAGUGAGGACCGUCUGUGUGGACCCCGGCCGGGCCCCGGGGGCGGUAACGGCGGGCCGGUCGGCGGGGGGCAUGGGAAUCCUCCAGGGGGAGGAGGGUCGGUCCCUAAGGCCCGGGCCGCACUGGUGCCCCGACCCCCAGCGCCCGCGGGGGCCCUCCGAGAGAGCACCGGCCGAGGCACUGGCAUGAAAUACAGGAACCUGGGAAAGUCUGGUCUUCGAGUAUCCUGUCUUGGCCUAGGCACCUGGGUCACAUUUGGUUCUCAAAUCUCGGAUGAGACAGCAGAGGACGUGCUGACAGUAGCCUAUGAGCAUGGUGUAAACCUGUUUGACACGGCUGAAGUGUACGCAGCGGGAAAGGCUGAAAGAACCCUAGGCAACAUCCUCAAGAGCAAAGGAUGGAGGAGAUCAAGCUAUGUCGUCACCACCAAGAUUUUUUGGGGAGGACAGGCAGAGACCGAGCGAGGCCUGAGCCGCAAACACAUCGUUGAGGGCCUGCAAGGAUCCCUGGAGCGCCUCCAGUUGGGAUACGUGGACAUUGUCUUUGCCAACCGCUCAGACCCCAAUAGUCCCAUGGAGGAGAUCGUGCGGGCCAUGACCUAUGUCAUUGACCAGGGCCUUGCCCUGUACUGGGGGACAUCCCGAUGGGGAGCUGCAGAAAUCAUGGAGGCCUACUCCAUGGCCAGACAGUUCAAUCUGAUCCCUCCAGUGUGUGAGCAAGCGGAGCACCGUCUGUUUCAGAGAGAGAAGGUGCAGCUGCAACUGCCAGAGCUCUACCACAAGAUCGGUGUUGGCUCAGUCACCUUGUCCCCUUUGGCCUGUGGCCUCAUCACGAGCAAGUAUGAUGGGCGAGUCCCAGAUACCUGCAGGGCCAUCAAGGGCUACCAGUGGCUCAAGGACAAAGCGCAGAGUGAGGACGGCAAGAAGCAACAAGCCAAAGUCAUGGACCUUCUUCCCAUCGCCCACCAGCUGGGCUGCACUGUGGCACAGCUUGCUAUCGCGUGGUGUCUCCGCAGCGAGGGUGUCAGCUCGGUCUUGCUGGGGGUGUCAAGUGCAGAGCAGCUGAUAGAACACCUGGGAGCCAUACAGGUGCUGAGCCAGCUGACGCCGCAGACGGUGACGGAGAUAGACGAGCUUCUGGGGAACAAACCGCAUUCCAAGAAAUAGUCCGUCGAGGGGCGCAGGCACCCACAGCGGGGCCGCCGCCCCCGCCGACGAGCGCCUCCCCGCAGCCUCCCCCCUCCCGCCCCGGAUCCCUCCACGCCGCCGCGGCCGGCCGGAACGGGGAGGCCCCGCCCACUAAUGAGGCCCGCCCACUAACGAGUCCCGGCUUCCAGUAGCGCUGCGCAUGAACAAAGCCAUAUCUUUCCGCGGCGGGACUCGCCAGGGCAAGUAGUGCGCCGCCGCCCGCUGCGUCCUUCUAGGCCUUCCUGCUGACCCCGGGCAUGAGUUACCGAGCCAUCCCCUCUCUGCCACUUGGUCUCGCUCCCUUCUCUCUUCUCCUAGUCGCCGCCGAGGCCCGGGGGAGGAGGAGACACAAAAACAGGGCAGAUCCCGGAGAGAUGCAAAUUACCUCAAAAGUGGCCCUUCAUGUGUCAUCAAGGGGUAAUAACCUAA
This is a messenger RNA of Herpailurus yagouaroundi (jaguarundi), 2095 nucleotides long. RefSeq names its product potassium voltage-gated channel subfamily A regulatory beta subunit 3 (gene KCNAB3). Bases 434 to 1645 code for a protein of 403 amino acids. NCBI's taxonomy places the organism in Eukaryota, Metazoa, Chordata, Mammalia, Carnivora, Felidae. The record is from RefSeq and is a predicted model, not a curated record. Gene Ontology annotation, molecular function: potassium channel regulator activity; voltage-gated potassium channel activity; transmembrane transporter binding. Gene Ontology annotation, biological process: potassium ion transport; regulation of potassium ion transmembrane transport. The transcript is spliced from 14 exons. Gene Ontology annotation, cellular component: cytoplasm; membrane; voltage-gated potassium channel complex.